This is a messenger RNA of Ilex paraguariensis (yerba mate), 282 nucleotides long. The record is from the annotation of a GenBank genome assembly. NCBI's taxonomy places the organism in Eukaryota, Viridiplantae, Streptophyta, Magnoliopsida, Aquifoliales, Aquifoliaceae.
GAGGCUGAGGUAUUGGUUCCUACUGUCUCUAAGAUUUCUCUUAAGGGUGCCGAGGUAUCUAUCUCUUCAGCUGAGGUCCCUGCCCCCGUGGGUAUCGAGGCACCUGUCUCACCACCCAAGGUCUUGGCUUCUGUGGCUCCUUCUACACCAGCCAUCAUAUCUGUUCCUCCCGAGCUUCCUAAGCCACCUGAGGCUCCUAUUGACUCCACAUCAACUACUAUUCUUGAGAUUCUGAAGUUGCCAAGGCAAUCUGAGAUCCCAGAUCCAACUAUAGGCACUUAA